This is a messenger RNA of Gopherus evgoodei (Goodes thornscrub tortoise), 7286 nucleotides long. RefSeq names its product unconventional myosin-Ie-like. The coding region runs from base 321 to 3572 and encodes 1083 amino acids. Lineage: Eukaryota; Metazoa; Chordata; Testudines; Testudinidae. Gene Ontology annotation, biological process: actin filament organization; vesicle transport along actin filament. The record is from RefSeq and is a predicted model, not a curated record. Gene Ontology annotation, cellular component: vesicle; myosin complex; cytoplasm. The transcript is spliced from 28 exons. Gene Ontology annotation, molecular function: microfilament motor activity; actin filament binding; ATP binding.
UUGUCUGUUUUUGCAGGGAGGCAAGGGGCAAUCGUGUGCACACACACAGCCCAAACAACACACACAUUCGCGCUCUCUUCCCUCCUCCCUCCCAUCUCACCCGGGGUGCUCCAGAUCCUUCCAGCUGUUAACCCAGGGGGGCAAGAAUCGCAGUUUCCUUUGCCAGUAGCGUACAUCCCAGCCCUCCCCACCCACUGGGCAAGACCACUAGAUCAUGAGCAGUUUGUGCUCCUGGGAGGAUUCUGUUUCCAUCCAUCUGGGCCAGCAAGGAGCGAUACCACUGGCAGGCGCAGAAUGUCAAGCACAGCGGGGUGGACGACAUGGUGCUGCUGGCCAAGAUCAGCGAGGACGCCAUCGUGGAGAACCUCAAGAAACGCUUCCUGGAUGACUACAUCUUCACGUACAUCGGGCCGGUCCUCAUCUCCGUCAACCCUUUCAAACAGCUGCCCUACUUCACAGAUCGUGAGAUUGACAUGUACCAGGGAGCCGCCCAGUACGAGAACCCGCCCCACAUCUAUGCCCUGGCCGAUAACAUGUACCGCAACAUGCUGAUCGACGGGGAGAACCAGUGCGUCAUCAUCAGCGGGGAGAGCGGCGCUGGCAAGACCGUGGCGGCCAAAUACAUCAUGAGCUACAUCUCCAAGGUGUCCGGCGGGGGCCCCAAAGUGCAGCACGUCAAGGACAUCAUCCUGAAAUCCAACCCGCUCCUGGAGGCCUUUGGAAAUGCCAAGACUGUGCGCAACAAUAACUCCAGCCGCUUUGGCAAGUACUUCGAGAUCCAGUUCAGCCGAGGCGGGGAGCCCGACGGGGGCAAGAUCUCCAACUUCCUGCUGGAGAAGUCACGGGUGGUGAGCCAGAACCCCGGGGAGAGGAGCUUCCAUGUCUACUACCAGCUGCUGGAGGGCGCCUCCCCGGAGCAGCGGGAGAACCUGGGCAUCACCAGCCCGGAUUAUUAUUACUACCUCAACCAGUCGGCGUCCUACAAGGUGGAUGACAUGAGCGACCGGCAGGAGUUCCAGGAGACGCUGGCGGCCAUGGAGGUGGUGGGGCUCUCUGGGGAGGAGCAGGCCCUGGUGCUGCAGAUCGUGGCCGGGAUCCUUCACCUGGGCAACAUCAGCUUCCGGGAGGAGGGGAACUACGCUGCCGUGGAGAGCGAGGACUUCCUGGCUUUCCCUGCCUACCUCCUGGGCAUCGACCAGGGCCGGCUGAAGGAGAAGCUGACCAGCCGGAAGAUGGACAGCCGGUGGGGCGGCAAGUCGGAGGUGAUCGACGUGACGCUCAACGCCGAGCAGGCCAGCUUCACCCGUGACGCCCUCGCCAAGGCGCUCUACUCCCGGCUCUUCGACUACCUGGUGGACGCCGUCAACAAAGCGAUGCAGAAGGACUACGAGGAAUAUAACGUUGGGGUGCUGGACAUUUACGGCUUCGAGAUCUUCCAGAAAAACGGCUUUGAGCAAUUCUGCAUCAACUUUGUGAACGAGAAGCUGCAGCAGAUUUUCAUCGAGCUCACCCUGAAGGCAGAGCAGGAGGAGUACAUCCAAGAAGGGAUUCGCUGGAGCCCCAUUGAUUAUUUCAACAACAAAAUCGUCUGUGACCUGAUCGAGAGCAAAGUGAACCCGCCGGGGAUCAUGAGCAUCCUGGAUGACGUGUGCGCCACCAUGCAUGCCAAGGGCGAGGGUGCCGACCAGAGCCUGCUGCAGAAGCUGCAGAUGGCCGUGGGCACCCACCAGCACUUCAACAGCUGGAACAAGGGCUUCAUCCUUCAUCACUAUGCCGGCAAGGUCUCCUACGACGUGGAGGGAUUCUGUGAGCGAAACCGCGACGUGCUCUUCAUCGACCUCAUCGAGCUGAUGCAGAGCAGUGAGCUCCCCUUCAUCCAAGACCUCUUUCCUGAGAACAUCAACGCGGAGAAGAAAGGGCGCCCCACCACAGCCGGGAGCAAGAUCAAGAAACAAGCAAACGACCUGGUCAGCACCCUGACGAAGUGUACCCCCCACUACAUCCGCUGCAUCAAACCCAACGAGACCAAGAGACCCCACGACUGGGAGGAGAGCAGGGUGAAGCACCAGGUGGAAUACCUGGGCCUGCGGGAGAACAUUCGGGUGCGCCGGGCCGGCUACGCCUACCGGCGGGUCUUCCAGAAGUUCCUGCAGAGGUAUGCCAUCCUCACCCCUGAGACGUGGCCGUCCUGGCGGGGGGAUGAGAAGCAGGGUGUGGUGCACCUGCUGCGCUCCGUCAACAUGGACCCAGACCAGUACCAGCUGGGCCAGAGCAAGGUCUUCAUCAAGGCCCCAGAGUCGCUGUUCCUGCUGGAGGAGAUGCGGGAGCGGCGUUACGACGGAUACGCCCGGGUCAUCCAGAAGGCCUGGCGCAAGCACGUGGCCGUGCGCAAGUACAUCCGCAUGAGGGAGGAAGCCUCCAACAUCCUGCUGAACAAGAAGGAGCGUCGGCGCAACAGCCUCAACCGCAACUUCGUGGGCGACUACGUGGGGCUGGAGAGCCGGCCCGAGCUGCGGCGCUUCGUGGGCCGGCGCGACCGCGUGGACUUCGCCGACACCGUCACCAAGUACGACCGGCGCUUCAAGAGGGUGAAGCGGGACCUGAUCCUGACGCCCCGGUUCCUCUACCUCAUCGGGCGGGAGAAGGUGAAGCAGGGCCCCGAGAAGGGGACGAUCAAGGAGGUGCUGAAGCGACAGGUGGAGCUGGAGAGGAUCCAGUCGGUGUCUCUGAGCACCUUGCAGGACGACUUCCUCAUCGUCCACGAGCCACAGUACGACAGCGUCCUGGAGUCCGUCUUCAAGACGGAGCUGCUGAGCCUGCUGUGUAAACGCUACGAGGAGAGGACCCACCAGCAGCUGUCCGUGAAGUUCAGCAACCAGCUGGAGUUCAAGGUCAAGAAGGAUGGCUGGGGCCCCUGGGGGGCAGCUGGCUCCCGCCAGAUCCAGUUCCAGAUCUGCCAGGGCGACGUGGCGCUGCUCCGGAACAACGGGAAGGUGCUGAUCGUCAGUAUCGGGCCUGGGCUGCCCAGGAACGCCCGGCCCACACGGCGGGACACCAGGAAGAGCAGGUACCUGAACAGCAGCGGCAUCCCCGGCCGGAACUACCCCCCUGCAGCAGGCAGACACAGGAGCGACACCAGGCAGCGUGGCGGCCCUGGGUCCUGCGCCCCUCCCCAGCAUCGUCUCUCCAUCGCCCGGCAGGGCAGCAUGGAGCAGCCCACUCUGCCCAGGCAUGGAGCCAGCCCCAGGGCCAAAGCCUUCCCUGCCCAGCUCAACCUGGACUUCAUGAACGUGCCGGACCAGGGCGCAGCCGGCUGGCAGCGGAGGCUCUCAAAAGAAGCCAAGCCCGUCCCCGGAGGCGGCCGAGCCAAACCCAAACCCAAGCCAAAGCCCCAGCCGCGCCUGCCCCAGUGCCGCGCCCUCUACGCCUACGAUGCCCAGGACACAGACGAGCUCAGCUUCAAUGCUGAGGAAUACAUUGAACUCAUUAGAGAAGACCCCUCAGGCUGGUGGCAGGGCAGGAUACGAGGGAAAGAAGGACUGUUCCCUGGGAACUAUGUGGAAAAACUCUGAUGGACAUGCCAGCUUCAUUGCUCCAAUUCUGAUCCUGGAAUCUAGGAGGGAAGAGACGUGGCUGCAGGAUCCAAUCAGCCUUGCUCCUGGAUUGUACAUUGCUGCUAGGCUCCAUUGAGGCCACUAAUUUAAGGCAAUUGAGCAGGAGGAGGAUCAUGCUGAGAGAGUCUUCUUCCUCUGAGGUCUUAAGCCCCCAGCAUAUUGCCUUCCUUCUGCUCUGGGGAGGAUGCAGGUUAGCUUGUCUGUCCUCCUGACCGAGGAGCAACUUGGCAGGCACUGGGCCUCCCUUCUCAGGAACCAGCACCUACUGCUUGGACUCAACAGGACAAGACCAGCUGCUCCGUCUUGUUUGCACAGGGUAAAAAAAAAAAGGUCUUCUUCCUCCAUAACUGUAUACAAAGAAUAAAUUGAUGGUUUAUUUUCUACACUAACCUCUACUCUACUUUCAAAAACAGCUGUAGCUUUUUAACUCAAAUCUGUACCAACAAAGCGAGCACGCCUCCAGCCUGGGAGAAGCUGAGUCGAUGUUUUCAUCAGCUCCCAUUUUGAACUGGGGAGCCAGACCUUCUCAGGUGUUACUGGACAAGGCCAGCAGGCAGUAGAAGGCUGCCUGGCUACAUUAGAGAUGUCCUCCAAUUCCUCCUCGGUGAUGGCAGUUUUCCUUUAGUAGUAGCUAUCUAAUCAAAUGCACCAUUCUGGCAGGCAGAGCAGGGCACAGGGAACUCAUCAGUGGAAUGACCGAAGAGCAGGUUUCCCGGGGUUACAUUCAGCUGAUAGUUUGUGCUUUUUUACCUGACCCUGCAGGGGGGGGGUGUCUCCUCCAUUCCCAGGUAGCUAAGGAAUAGUUGGAAGACUCAGAUGCUCCGAAAACCCUAGGUAAAUAGUGGAGUGAGUUUUCCCUUCAAACAAAGGCAACAGCAAGUGGAUGGCAGAACUGGGCCGGUUCAGUAACGGAAAAGCUACAUCAGGCGCUGAUGCUAAAAGUGCCUGCGCUGAAGCCCGUGUCAGGAGAGAUGGACACAGCAGAUUUCAUUCAUUUUUAAAAGGCAGAAUUGUCACAUUUUUUUCCCCCUGCAUUGAGACUGCAGGGAGCUUUCAUUCCCAAGUGUCUGCUUUGAUGUGUCUAGACACCGGACUGCAAGCUAGAAUGAAAACCCAUCUUCUUAAAAGAACAGUUCGUUUCCUACCCUGUUACUUGUCAGAAAGACUUUAAUGUGCCUCUUCCUUAGCGCAGACCCAGACAGCAUAAAUCCUCUAGUUUUGGAUACUCUCACAAAACUCCCAUGUAGACAGUGUAAAUGCCACAUACCUGGGUUAAAGGGGGAAAGUUUCCAAAAAAACCUGUAAGUAGAGAGUCUUUAACAGCUCAGCUGAGCCCUGCCCUGGUGACAAAAAUCAGCCCAAUUGCUCCGCAGUUGGCUACGCACCAGUAGUUCAAAUCCAAUUUUAACUAGAUCAACCGUAGUAGCAUAGAGGGAACGCUGGCCUGUGUAGCGAGCUCUUUGGCUGCAGGAAAGAAGAAGUGUGUUUUUUAAGGGCUAGCAAAGUUCAUCUCUCCUUUAUUGUACUGCUGCUUCCCGGAAGAUCCUGCAGCCUAUAUAAAAAGGAUGCAAUUUUUAUACCCUUAUUGCCAGGCAAAUCUGGUCUUUGCAGGAUUAGUGUAUUCCCAGCAGGUACCAUCCCUCCAGGUUCCUACAUAGCGAGUUAAGAGGUAAGACUGCCCCCCACACUAUGCUUUAAUACAACACAAACCAAUCCACUUUGGCAGUGAACCAGUUGGUACCCAGGCCAUGUGACGCAUGCCAGACUGAUGGGUAGAACCACAUUUGGAACCGGCUUCAGGACCAGGCCCCCAAACCAACUGCAUUGAACGUGACUGUCUAGUUAAAACCUUGGCAACCAUUUAAUUAACACAAUGUACAGCAGAAGUUAAACCACUAAAAGUUUUAAUUGCAUUAUUACUACAAGAAUAAAGAAUACCUGAGAGCCUUUUGCAGUGCCCAUGUUUUUAAUGUAGCAUAAUCAUCAGUUCACAAACCCCCUCUAAAAACAAAAUGCAAAGUCACUUUUUUAUUUUUAAACAGAAGUUAAUCUAAAGGCACUGAACUGCAUGGGAAAUGAGAUCACCAAAGAUUACAAAGCAAUUUGUUUUUCCUCCUCUCUAAAACGGUAGAAACUUUAAGUUUGUCUAUAUUAUUGAACAGCAUUUACACUUCCACAGCUCCAAGCGAAUACAUUUUUUAAUAGUGGAGGUUUUUUGGGGUGGGAGAAGAGACAGUUAAGACAAAGCAAAAAAAACUGGGAGGAAAUUUAAAAUAUGUAAUUACCUUCAUUUCAGCUUGGUUACUCUUGCGAGUAGGACUAAAUGGCUUAAAAAUAUAGUUACCACUCCACUGCAGCUGCUGGCCCUGGGGAAAGGCAGGUUGUAACAACAAGCGUUGGGAAUAUUUGUUUUAUACAGUAAAAAGUGUGGGUUUUUAAAAAACACAAACCCUCAAAUGCUGCUGCAUAAACAUUCAAUUGGAUCAAAAACAUUGUUUAUGAUGAAUUAAAAAAACCAACCAUGGCAUUUGUUCCUUUCAACCAAACCAUCUUCAGAGGGGGAAGAAAGUUAUCCCGCUGAACUUAAAAACAGCAAAUCCGUUUUCUAAAACAAGAAAGAAUAAAUCACACCAGCAGCUUUUUUUUUUUUUUUUUUAGUGUAUGUUACAGAACUUUUUACACAGAGUUUAAGAGUUAUUCACCAUUAAAAAAAAACAAACCCAAAGUUAAGUUACCAAAAUAAGAAUGACUCACACAACACCCGAACUGGAGCACAGAAGCCAAAGCAACAAACGAAACAAGUCAAAAUCGUUUUUCCAAACAGCAUUUAGGGAUGCAGCCAUUUGCACAAUUUUGAAAAUUCUUGUGGAUGCUGCUGCAAUACUGACGGUCCAAACCUGCUAUUAAAAUGCUUCUGCAUCCUUAACUUGGCUGUGAGCUUGGUCACGGGGUAUAGGAAUGCGCUGUCCGUGCGUGAGGGGGCAAGUGCUGAAGUGGCAGAUGAGGGACCCAGAACCCGAAGUGGAGGGGGAGAUGAAAGCUGAACCAAAGGGGGGAGUUUCAGGGCAGUGCUUGCUCUGAUCAGUGGACAUGGCCUGGGGUGGGGUUUUUCCUGCGGAUCUUGGCUCGAGGCCCUGCAGAGUUUGCAAUGCCAGCUGCCAUGAUUUAAGUGUGUGUCGGUCCAAUGGGCCUGUGGGUGUGCAUGGGUGGGGAAUGAAAGCAUCUAUGUCAGUCUAAGAACUGAAUUCUGCAUAAUUUUUUUUAAAGAGGGUUUAGUUUCCCUUUCUGCUUCUAACAAAGCACGUUCUCUUACCCUCUAAAUUAUCAUUAUUUACAACCAGCUGGGACUUUAAGGACAUAAUAGGUUGGAAACCUCUGGCAGGUGCUUUGAACAGACUAGUCUCAGCUCCCUUAGAUUCAAGAACCAAGUUUUCUUAACAGCCCCAAGCAAGUAUAUGGGGUCGCUAUCCUUCUUCUUCUUCACUACUCAGCCUGGGCAACCAGCAUUUCCAAGCAGCAGCAGCAGCAGCACGGAUCUGGGCCCACGGACUUCCACCUUGUCCCACAGAUAAGAUUCAAGCCCAGCCCUCAACCAACUACAUCUGGGGGAAGGGGACUUCGGGUGCAUCCUUUUGGGUGCUUAUCCCCCUUCUCCCUCCCACCACACACCCA